This is a messenger RNA of Labrus bergylta (ballan wrasse), 3909 nucleotides long. It is a transcript of the gene smyd2a, whose product is annotated as SET and MYND domain containing 2a. Gene Ontology annotation, cellular component: nucleus. NCBI's taxonomy places the organism in Eukaryota, Metazoa, Chordata, Actinopteri, Labriformes, Labridae. Gene Ontology annotation, molecular function: protein binding. The record is from RefSeq and is a predicted model, not a curated record.
UCAAACAGAGGACUGCAGAGGAAGACGGAGCUCUGGCAGGCAGAAGCUGAUUACAGCACCGAGCAGACCCAGGUGGUGGUGACCGACUGAAGAACCAGAAGAAACCAUGAAGAACGAAGGUAUCGAGGGGUCGGAGAGGUUCCUGAGCCCGGACAAAGGCAGAGGCCUGCGGGCGGUGAGGCACUUCGCGGUGGGGGAGCUGGUGUUCGCCUGCCCUGCUUACUCCUACGUGUUGACAGUGAAUGAGAGAGGAGCCCACUGUGAGCAUUGCUUCACCAGGCGAGAAGACCUUUCUAAAUGCGGGAAAUGUAAAUUGGCGCACUACUGCAACGUGGACUGUCAGAGAAGUGAUUGGCCCAUGCAUAAGCUGGAGUGUGUAGCUAUGGUUGCCUAUGGAGAUAACUGGUGUCCAUCAGAGACUGUCAGACUGGUGGCCAGGAUUAUUAUGAAACAGAGAGUCACAACAGAACGCGACCCUUCAGAGAGGCUGCUCCUGCUCAAAGAGUUUGAAUCACAUUUAGAUAAGAUGGACAGUGAGAAGGACGAGAUGAACCAGGCCGACAUAGCAGCGCUGCAUCACUUCUACUCCAGACACAUUAGCAAGAUCCCUGACGACCAGGCUCUCACUGAGCUCUUUGCACAGGUUAACUGUAAUGGUUUUACCAUAGAGGAUGAGGAGCUCUCACAUCUCGGAUCAGCUGUUUUUCCUGAUGUAGCACUGAUGAACCACAGCUGUAGUCCUAACGUUAUAGUGACUUAUAAAGGCACAGUGGCUGAGGUCAGAGCUGUUCAAGAGAUAAACCCCGGAGACGAGGUGUUUAACAGUUACAUAGAUCUGCUCUAUCCGACAGAGGACAGGAGAGAAAGGUUGUUAGAUUCCUACUUCUUCUCAUGCCAGUGUACCGAGUGCACCACCAAGUCUAAGGACAAUGAAAAAAUGGAAAUCAGGAAGCUGAGUUCUCUACCGGAGCCGGAAGAAAUCCGAUCCAUGGUCCGUUAUGCCAAAAAUGUCAUUGAGGAGUUCAGGAGAGCCAAACACUACAAAACCCCCAGUGAGCUGCUGGAGAUGUGUGAGCUCAGCCAGGAGAAGAUGGGAUCUAUAUUUGCAGACACCAAUGUCUACAUGCUGCACAUGAUGUAUCAGUCCAUGGGUGUCUGCCUCUACAUGCAGGACUGGGACGGGGCUAUGAGCUACGGAGAGAAGAUCGUUCACCCAUACAGUGUUCACUACCCAGCUUACUCUCUGAAUGUGGCGUCUAUGUAUCUGAAACUGGGACGUCUGUAUUUGGGUCUGGAGAAGAAGACGCACGGAGUGAAAGCUCUGAAGAAGGCACUUGCUAUCAUGGAGGUGGCUCAUGGUAAAGAUCACCAUUAUGUAGCUGAAGUCAAACGAGAGAUCGAGGAGCAGAAGUAACGGAAGAGCAGCAGGAGGAGCAAAAAAAAAAGCAACAACAAAAACACGUCACAACUGCAUGCCAUGCAUCCUAUACCUCUCUGUUUCUUGUCGCCCAUUCUGUUGUUUUUUUUAGGCAGUGUCUUUUGUUUUAUGUCCAACAUCAACAUAUUCUGGCUGAGGAAAACCUUGUUUCUAUCUGCAGCCGAUGACAUCCUGUCAAACCUGAAGAUAAUGUUUGGAAUGAAGGUCAAUCAACACUCAUGCUGUAAAUCAAAAAAAGGGUCACAUCAGUGUGAAACAGAAAAGUUUAAUUCUGCCUUUAAAACUGCCCUUCAGAUGAAACAAAGUUUUCAUGUGACAGCAGCUUACACGACCUCUGUGUUCACACUUUGCCAAGCGUUCCUUCCCCUCUGUCCGUGUUCUGUAUACCCAUCGAGACAUCGUGUUGUACCACUGUUUGUCUUUGGCAGCUGUGUUAACUGCACCUGUGCUCCACAGCAGCAGCAGUUUGUUGUUUUUACUUCUAUAAAAACUGGUGAGUGGUUGUUAGAGAGGGCAUUACUACUUAUCCACUGCUAAUGCAUUUGAACUCUACCAAAAAAUUAGCAACAGAGCUUCUAGCUUCAUUGAUUAUUGGUUAAACUGUGAAAAAGAAUUGACUGACCAUGCAUCAGGUACUCUGUAGCAAGAACAUGCAAACAACUAUUCCUCAAUGAAUAAGCACUGCUUAGCUUGUCUUACACUAUGUUUUGCUUGUUGUCAAAGAAUAAGAAGAAUUGUUACAAUGUGUUUUUGUUUAUGUUGUCUUUGUUUUUCCAUGAGGCUUGUUGACCAAAAGGGCCACAGGCUUAACAAGGAACCAGCUACUAAACUCUCUUGAGAGUGUAUCCUUCACCAGGGGAGCCCUUCUGAGACCAGUUUGUAUUUCAAGUCACGGUAAAGACGUUGGUGCUACGACCUGAUGGAAUUUUUUGCUCUCAGGAAAAAAAAAGGGCAAUUCUGUAGCUUUCAUUGCUUUUGGUCAAGAGCUGCUUCAUAAACCUUUGCAGUGCGUUCUCUGCAGACUCCUGAGUCCAGGUUGUUUUUGCUCAGCAAAGACUCCACUUUGGCAGCAGUGGGAAGAUUAUUUACUUGUUAAUUAUCCUCAUCAUACAUUUCAAAUUUCUCAAGAAGAGUGAAUGAAAUAUUUCUUAAGAAGAAAGAACUGCAUCUCUUUCAUUUUUAAGUGCAAAGAUCUUGUUGGACUCUUCCAAAUUAAAUUGUGAGAUGAUAUUAAGUUUUACCAACAUGGCAUUUUAUGCAUGCAUUGACUUAAGCAAGAAUGAAAGUACCGACCUGCAGCUCCUUUCCCGCAUGUCAUUCCCCCUCUCUCUCCCCGAUUUCUGACUCUAUUCUCUGUCCUAUCUCUACAUAAAGGCAUAAAAUCCACAAAAUAAACUGUAAAAGGUGCCCAAAAAGGGACAGGCAGUAUCAGUGAUACAGUAGGUUGUUUGAUUAAUAAGGUGGGUUGGGUAAAAAUACGAGCAUGUUUUUUUGAUUAACUCGAUCCUUAAAUCAUGAGCAGGAUACUCAGUUACAGCUCCAGCAAUCGGUUGUGUCUCCCUCCUGCAGAUUUAAUCAUAGAAGAAAUGGUACACUAAUAUCUGUUGUUACACUUUCACAUCUGUAGACUGAGUCACAGUGUGUGAAAGAUGAGUAACACAGUAAAGUGAAGGGAAUGCCAAGUUCAUCACUAGGGAGUUUAUACUGCACUCAAAUUUUGUACAGUUUUUAUGAUAAAAAUGAUGUCAAAAUGUCUGACCUGUAAGCACAUUUGAUUUCAUUUAGAUCUAUCUGUCACUGGACAGUUGGCCUGCCUUCAGAUAUCAUGCAAUGCACCGUCGGAAGAACAAAAGGCACGGGUCUAAUUCCUUUACUUUGAUGCCUGUAGCUUUUUCUCUUUUAUUAUGGAUGCAACAAUAUGAACCAAGUUAUUCUGAGUUACUGAGGGUUAGAAAAAGCCCAUUGUUAAUAAUGACCAGUGGUCAUCUUUGUAGCGACUCCUGCUUUAUAACUCUUUAUUUCCCCUGCACAUAUGCAUCAAGAGGGCGGCUGCAGUAUGUGUGAGCAACAACUCUGGUCGAAAUGUUUAUUCUUGGACAUGUUUAUUUGAAACAGAUUGAAAACAGAGGAUUGAAUAAGCAAAGAGGGAAAAAACAAGCAACACAAAAGGACAUCCAAACCUCUGUGAACCAGCUCAAGCUCUUCACUUAACUGUAUGGCUUGACUGUAGAGCAUGUAUAUGGUAUGUUUUCUUUUUUGAUGUCAUUGAAAAUAUAAUAUGUGGCACAAGGGAUAAACUGAAAAGAUCUUUCUCAUUUUGCACGUUUAAUACAAGACUAAAGGCAAACCAUUUGAUGUUUUUUGCCCUUUUUGUAAUUUACUGUUACUUUAUCAGGCAUGAACGUUAUUCUUUUGGAAUGUGGAAUGGAAAUCUGAGCCCCUGAACUCAAUAAAUUUCAACAUGACUCUUG